AUUCAUAAUUGCCUGAAAUGCGUUGUACUGCUUUCGCUGACUUAGGAAUGAAUUGCUGAAAGCGAUAGAAGAGGGCAACAGAAGCGUCAUUACUUCAAUUAUUCAAUGGAUUGUUGACCACAAAGAAGAUUGUGAAAAACGACUGUAUAUAGCGAAAUACUUGAUCAGGAUCCACGUUCCACCGGAGAUUUUGCAGGAUCCUGAGGUGGAACAACUUUAUCUUCAAUGCGAAACGCUGAGAAACGAGUUCAAAGAAGUUCACAGACGCUACGAGAGCGCCAAAGCGGACGGCCAGAACAGUGAGGUUGUUCAGCAAGAUAUCGCGAUGAUGGAAAAAGAGAAAGAGCAGCUUCUUAGAAGAACCGCGAAAAUGAAGAAAAAAGCUGCUGCGAUGACCGGGGACAGCGAAGCUUUGCUGAAGAUCGCCAGCCAGCUUCGACGUGAAGUAGAAAGAAAGGAAAACUUGAAAGAGUACAGAGAGGAACAGAGGAAACAACUGCUCCAUAUCGAUCAGAAGCUGCAGCGACUUCAGCAGAAAAUGAAUGAAAUUUCGAAAGAGAAAAAAACCCUGAACCCGGAAGAAUUGGUAGCCGAAGGCAGAGAAGAAAUCGAUGUACUGAAAUACGUGUUGAAUGAGAAGAUGCCUUCUGAACGUGAAGCGUUAGACGAUGCGAUUCAAAAGCUGAAAGAAAUUCUGGCUCUACCGUCAGUGCAGCCAGAGGACUUGGACGAUUUGCGAAAUAAGGCAAAUAUCAUUUUUUUCAUAGGCAUCUGA
Messenger RNA from Soboliphyme baturini, 775 nucleotides. NCBI's taxonomy places the organism in Eukaryota, Metazoa, Nematoda, Enoplea, Dioctophymatida, Soboliphymatidae. The record is from the annotation of a GenBank genome assembly.